This is a messenger RNA of Colossoma macropomum (tambaqui), 4032 nucleotides long. It is a transcript of the gene usp22, whose product is annotated as ubiquitin specific peptidase 22. Gene Ontology annotation, biological process: protein deubiquitination. The transcript has 13 exons. The coding region runs from base 248 to 1771 and encodes 507 amino acids. Gene Ontology annotation, molecular function: cysteine-type deubiquitinase activity; zinc ion binding. The record is from RefSeq and is a predicted model, not a curated record. NCBI's taxonomy places the organism in Eukaryota, Metazoa, Chordata, Actinopteri, Characiformes, Serrasalmidae.
AACAUCCGACUUGGGAAAACACGGCGUUAAAGUGGCUCCGAGCCGACACGUUUUUCUCGGUUCUGCGGGGUUCGGUGGAGUUUCGGGGCCGUAUGUGUAGCGCAGGGGUCUUCGGCGGCGCCCUGGCUCUCCAGACCGGAACAAUCGGCGAAUAAUCAUCAGAAUAAUCGGAAUAAUAAUAAUAACCCCUCUCCCUCCGGUUCGGCUCCGAAUCCGUACAGAGGGCGGUUCGGAUGUGGUUGGUGUCAUGAGUCCGGCCGGCUGCUCCCACCUGAACGUCUUCAAAGUGGAUAACUGGAAGCAGAACCUGCGGGUCAUCUACCAGUGCUUUGUGUGGAGCGGCUCUGCUGAAACCAGGAAACGCAAGGCGAAGUCAUGUAUAUGUCACAUGUGUGGAGCUCAUCUGAACCGGCUCCACUCCUGUCUCCACUGCAUCUUCUUCGGCUGCUUCACGAAGAAACACAUCCACGAGCACGCCAGAACCAAGAGACAUAAUCUAGCUGUGGACCUUUUGUACGGUGGAAUCUACUGCUUUGUGUGCCAAGACUACAUUUACGAUAAAGACAUGGAACAGAUCGCCAAAGAAGAACAAAGGAAAGCAUGGAAACUGCAAGGUAUUGGGGAGAAAUAUUCCACAUGGGAACCAACCAAGAGAGAACUGGAGUUGCUGCGACACAACCCCAAGAGACGGAAAAUAACCGCCAACUGCACCAUAGGUCUGAGGGGGUUAAUAAACCUGGGGAACACCUGCUUUAUGAACUGUAUAGUCCAGGCUCUGACCCACACUCCUCUGCUGAGGGACUUCUUCCUUUCCGACAGACACAAGUGUGAGAUGCAGGCGAACUCCUGCCUUGUGUGUGAGAUGUCGCAGCUCUUUCAGGAGUUCUACUCGGGCCAUCGCUCGCCCCACAUUCCCUUCCGGCUGCUGCACCUGGUGUGGACACACGCGCGCCACCUGGCUGGCUACGAGCAGCAGGACGCUCACGAGUUCCUCAUCGCUGCCCUGGACGUGCUGCACCGCCACUGUAAAGGAGACGACAACGGGAAGAAGGCCAACAACCCCAACCACUGCAACUGCAUCAUCGACCAAAUCUUCACCGGUGGCCUGCAGUCCGACGUCACCUGCCAAGCCUGCCACGGCGUAUCCACAACAAUAGACCCAUUUUGGGACAUCAGUCUGGACCUGCCUGGUUCCUCCACUCCGUUCUGGCCGCUCAGCCCCGGCUCUGACGGCAGCGUGGUGAAUGGAGAGAGCCACCCCACUGGAGCGACCACGCUAACAGACUGCUUACGCAGAUUUACUCGACCUGAGCACUUAGGCAGCAGCGCCAAGAUCAAAUGCAGCGGUUGCCAUAGUUACCAAGAGUCAACCAAGCAGCUGACGAUGAAGAGGCUCCCCAUCGUGGCCUGUUUCCACCUUAAGCGCUUUGAGCAUUCGGCCAAACUCCGCAGGAAGAUCACCACCUACGUGUCUUUUCCCUUAGAGCUCGACAUGACCCCCUUCAUGGCGUCCAGUAAAGAGAGUCGGAUGAACGGACAGUAUCAGCAGCCUGUAGACUCACUAAACAAUGAUAACAAAUACUCUCUGUUUGCUGUAGUGAACCAUCAGGGCACGCUGGAGAGUGGCCACUACACCACGUUCAUCCGCCAGCACAAGGACCAAUGGUUUAAGUGUGAUGACGCCAUCAUCACUAAAGCCAGCAUUAAAGACGUGCUGGACAGUGAAGGGUACCUGUUGUUCUAUCAUAAGCAGUUCCUCGAGUACGAAUAAUUUGUGGAAGCAGAUUUGAAGCUGAACACCUUAAAGAGAACCCGAGAGUGAGAAGAAGUGGACCCCUCGUGCGAGUCCAGCCACGAGAAACAGAGAAAAUGAAUAAAUAUCGUAACGUUACUUUAAAAAAACAAAAAGAAAUCAAAGAAGAAAAUCCUGCAUAGCUGAACGGCUAAAUCCGUCUGCACUGAGUAACAGAAUCUACUUGACAGAAGGCGAAAGGAGGAGCGUCUAAACUCCUUCAGCUGUUUCUUUUCCUCUCCAUACAGACGAGCGGAGCGACGGACGGCCAGCGGCCGCUCAGCCUCGUUUUUUUCUUGUGCUUUUUCCGCACAUUCGCUUUGUUCUUUGGCUUUUAGCGUUGAUCCCUCUUCCUCCUGACCUCAGAAUGACCAAGCAUUUCAAAUCACAAACGAUGAGGGAAGAUAUUCCUUUCUUUUGAAUUUUAUUUUGCAUUUUGCAUUUUGGGUCUGAAUGCAGGCGAAAAAAGCAGACUCUGGUAUUAAAUGUGGAAAAUCAUUCUGUUGUUGUUUUGAAUCAUCUGUGAAUUUGAGUUUUGAGAUACUGUAUAAUUGUGAGUCCAGCACAUGCUUUUCUUUCUUUUCUUUUCCAUUUGGAUGGGCAGAGCGUGAGAAAGGAGGUACGCGGUUGUUCCCGUGUUCCUUUCGCUCUCAUCGCUCCAUCUCUCUUUUUUCCUUUGUUGUUUUAGGGCAGGGAAAUAUAUCAUGUGUAUAUAUACAUAUAUUUUUAUAAGUCAUGGAAUUCUUGUGUUUACGAUACUUUGCCCGAACCCACCCUCACAAACAUCCCACACAUCCCUGUCUGUGUUAUGCUUGUAAUAAUGUGUCCUCAGUUUUUUUUUUUUGGUCAAAUGGGGAAUUCCACCAAAUUUUCAAAAUUUCUGCAUAAUUAAGUGGUCAAGAUGUAAACAAGUCAUUCAUAGUGGUGGUGAUAGGAACCAGACGUCCAUCUCUAAAAGCUCCCUUACAGACAGUGAAAUGUAAACGGUCUGUUUGUGUUUAGGGCUCCAUUAUAUUUGUCCAUCAUUUUUCUCCUAGUGUCCAAAUUCCAGAGUGAUGUUGAGGGCACUCGUAAUUUCUAGUGAACAGCAGCCCAAUGUGGACCAGAUCGCACUGCGAGUCUUUUGUUCCUGAGCAGCUGAAAGAUGCCACAGUCAUCUGGAAGUGGGAGUCCAAGAGCUCAUACCUGCUUUUUCUGUCUGGGUGUGCAGGACGGUCCUAACUCUCCCCCGUCUCUCAGCGCAAUGCGGUGAUGUAACAGAAUUAGCAGUUAGCAUUCUCCAAACAUGUUGAGCUCCAGUGAUGUAGCGUUAACGGCAGUUUGUAAAGGUGAGGUGGAGCUUCAUGUUUCUUGGACGAAGCUCCUGUUAGCUUCACCCUCCCGGCCUGGCAGCACUGAAUCAUAAAGGGAGUGCUAGAUAACGCGGAAAUGACAGCGUUUAACAGAAAACCCCACAGAAUCCUCAGCAGCUAAAUCUACUCUCAGCUGUGUGAGUCAGUGAGUCACUCUUUCCCUUUAUUCCAGCUUCCAUUCUCUUCAGGAGACUCACUUUCAGUUCCUCAAAGAAUCUGCAGACACACCUCCAAAGUUCAGUCUUAGAAGCUGGUUUAGCGUUUUCUGAUAAUUGUUAAUCAUUAUUCAUCAAACUCCAACUGACAUUCUCCUCUAUUAUGAGUUUAGCUUUAUUAUUAUUAGUGCUUCUCAGUCAAAGAUUCACAGACAUCUGGAAAAUGAAUCAUUUUAAUUAAUGGCCAUUUUAAACGGAAGUUCUGUGACUUUUGCUGUGUAAAAACUCAGAAGACUCGUGUAGGUUCACUGGUGGUUCUGGAUAGUAAAUAAAAUGUCUAUAUUUGUGUUGUAGUCAUGGCGACCCCUGGUUCCUAUCACCACCACUGUAAAGACAUCUGAACCAUUUCACACCAAACCACUCUGAAUCACUCUGAUUACAUCUCACACACUGAACUAUGGGGGAAAUUCUAGGAAAAGGGUGGAUUUCCCCUUUAGGAAACACAGCUGUGUUGGAUCUCUCACCUCUGUUUUUUUUUCGGAGUGUUUGGUGAAGUGUUGGUGGUUGAAGGCGUCUCGUGAUGCGUAAGUGGUGGAGAAUGCAUACGGACGAGGCUGGACUGAGCAGUGUUACUCCGGACACUCUGUUUCUGUGUGUGUGUGUGUGUGUGUGUGUACUGAAUCAGUACCUUAACCUCGGCAUGCUGUCUAAACUGGAUUCUAAAAGACUUUGG